Molecule: messenger RNA, 747 nt
Organism: Microthlaspi erraticum
Lineage: Eukaryota; Viridiplantae; Streptophyta; Magnoliopsida; Brassicales; Brassicaceae
Source: the annotation of a GenBank genome assembly
AUGGCGGCGACAUUGGGCAGAGACCAGUAUGUGUACAUGGCGAAGCUCGCCGAGCAGGCGGAGCGUUACGAGGAGAUGGUCAAGUUCAUGGAGAAGCUCGUCACAGGCGCCACUCCCGCGGAGGAGCUCACCGUGGAGGAGAGGAAUCUCCUCUCAGUUGCGUACAAAAACGUGAUCGGAUCUCUACGCGCCGCCUGGAGGAUCGUUUCCUCGAUUGAGCAGAAGGAGGAGAUCCGGAAGAACGAGGAGCACGUGCCGCUUGUCAAGGAUUACAGAUCUAAGGUUGAGACGGAGCUUUCCUCCGUCUGCUCCGGAAUCCUCAGGCUCCUCGACUCGCAUCUGAUCCCAUCCGCCGCCACGAGCGAGUCUAAGGUUUUUUACCUGAAGAUGAAGGGCGAUUAUCAUCGCUACAUGGCCGAGUUCAAGUCUGGAGACGAGAGGAAACUAGCUGCUGAAGAUACCAUGCUCGCUUACAAGGCAGCUCAGGAUAUCGCCGCUGCUGAUAUGGCGCCUACUCAUCCCAUAAGGCUUGGUCUUGCUCUGAAUUUCUCAGUGUUCUACUAUGAGAUCCUCAAUUCGUCAGACAAAGCUUGUAACAUGGCUAAACAGGCUUUUGAAGAAGCCAUAGCUGAGCUUGACACCCUGGGAGAGGAAUCCUACAAAGACAGCACUCUCAUAAUGCAGUUGCUGAGGGACAAUCUAACCCUUUGGACCUCUGAUAUGCAGGAGCAGAUGGACGAGGCCUGA